Messenger RNA from Anas platyrhynchos (mallard), 1561 nucleotides. Lineage: Eukaryota; Metazoa; Chordata; Aves; Anseriformes; Anatidae. The record is from RefSeq and is a predicted model, not a curated record.
GAAUAUCUUGGAGGUUUGGCAUUUGCAAAGAAUUUCCAAAGAAUCCUCUCAGGUCUCAUUUGCAGACCACUGUCAACCCAGCAACUUCUCUCCUCGCAGGCGCUGCUGGACUUUGCCCUCUCCAAAAACCCAGCUGUGUGUGAGAGAGCUGUGAGGAGGAUUGAGAGGCUGGGUGAUUUCAUCAUCAGUUAUUUUUUGAGCGAGGUAAGGCACAAGGAACCCUCCACCCUUUCCUGCAUCCCAGAGCAUCCUGCCACUCAGGGGUGCCUGUGAGGCAAGCCUCGAUGCACGUGAGUGCCUCAGAACCGUGAAUCGAGGGUCUUCGUCCCUUCUUCGCCCCUGCUCUUCCCUCCCCAGGCCCUGCUAUCUCAGGGGCUGGCUCUGCCUCCACUAAGCCCUUUGUCUCUCGUCCCUUCCUCACCCAGAACUCAGAUGACUAUGAAAAAUACAAGCACAGCUACAAUGAUUCCAGAGAGCUCUACAUCCCCAUCCUGGGACAGCUGCUGGGCCACCUCUUCAUUUUCUUCAGUGGCGAUAUAUCCAUGAGACACGCAGCUUUGGAUACACUUUAUCGCUUCCUCACAAUCUUAGAGGAAACAAGAGAAAGCUCACAGACAAAGGACAUGAAAAAUUAUGGGCUGCUCCGCAUGAUAUCGAAGGAUUCAAAACCUCCAUUUUCUAUACCAUCAACUCCGUGUGAAAUUGCCAAGUGGUUUGGAGGACAUCUCUUCCCUGAUGAGAGGCUGGACAUCGUCCUCACAGCCCUGGAAGCUUUACAAGACUCCAGCACCCAUGACAAGCAGGGGGCCUGCAGCGUGCUGGACGCAGCCUUGGAGGUCCCUGACUACUGGCUGACAGAUGUGCCAACGAUCAUGGAGUGCAUCAGGAGAAACCUGGGCAGCAUCCACACGGCAUCGGCGCGGCAGUGCCUGGACUCCCUGCUUCUCCAGAUGACCAACAUGAUGCCCUGGAGAGAAGUCAUGAACCUGCUGCAGUUCUCUCCGCCACGUGACAGCACUGACCUGGCCAUGUGGGAGGUGAUCCUGGCCAUGCCGAAGACCUUGAAGAGGGUUUUGAACGACAUGAUGGAAGACUUGCCGCUGCGCUACUGGUGCACCGCAGUCACCGAAGACACGUGCAUCCGUCGCUUGGCUGUGAGUUCCCAGAUGAAACCUUGCUCCCAGCAGGGCUACGUGUGCCCCUUCAGGCACACAGGCACAGCCCUGUGCCCAUCUACCCCCAAAUUGCCAGCUCCCGCAGGACGUACGGACACAUGGUCCCUGGGGCCGGCAAGCCCCCGUAGCUCCCCGCGCCUGGUGCCUCUUUGGUGCCAGCUGGCGCUGCCCCAUCCCUGCCCAAAGGUGGGAGAAGAAGAGGCUGCAGGGGGCCCUGCAGGCCCUGCCAGGCUCUCACUGCUCUUUCUUGCAGAUGCUGGCCCAGAAUGACAUUUCUGAGGAGGACUUUGUUAACCCAGUGCACCUCCUGAGCUACCUGAGGCACCCAAGCCCAGAGAUGCGCUUGAUGGUUCUGAAAGGGCUCUGCACCGUGUCAGAGAGCCCUA